CGCAAAUACGGUUUUCUUAAUUAUUUGGUUCGUUUUUCAUGGUCAUGGGAGCCUAAUCGCAGCUCGCAGCCUCAACUGACAACCUUGUUGCCAAGUAGUACAACUUGUGCAUUUUGGUCUUUAACUCUCAACUCGCCCUCAGGGUCUAAGCCUCUGAGGAGCCGCAAUGAUGUUCUCAUUUCAAACAAUCGUGCUCUUCAUUUUGUUUAUCUCUUUUAUGGUCUUUGUAGCCUUUUUUGGGAGAUUGCCUGCUUUGAGACGUACUCCUAUUGCCAAGCUGCACAAGUUAAUAUGGGUUCAAAUUCCCAAGGCGGUGCUGGCUAUGGACCAGGCUCUCACUGGUGGAAGGAUAUCGAGAUAUCUAACGAGGUUUGGUAACUCCAUGAUGUAUGACCGACACUGGACCGUUGUGGGAUUCUUUCUCGCAAUCCUAGUUGUCUCUGAGUUUAUGUAUCUCCCACAUAUGUGGCCAAGGAUCGGCGCUUUCACCAAGCUCACCGUCGUCAUCACCGUCACCAUGCCAUACACGUUCCUCUACCUCGCCUGCGCGAGCGACCCGGGCUACAUCACGCCCGAGAAUGUCAACUAUCACCUUUCCCUCUACCCGUACGACCAUACGCUCUUCUCCCCGGGUCGCGAGUGCAAGACCUGCCACCUACUCAAACCUGCACGCUCCAAGCACUGCAGCAUCUGCAAGCGCUGUGUUGCUAAGUCCGACCACCACUGCAUCUUCAUCAACUCCUGCGUCGGCUACGGCAACCAGCACUGGUUCCUACUCCUGCUCGCCUCCACGGCCAUCUUGUGCACCUAUGGUGGCCUGCUAGGCCUGUCACACCUCACGGCACGCAUCUACCAGAAGGCACCGACGUGGUCAAUGUGGCCGCCCAAGGGCAUGAGCAUGAACCAGUAUAUGGGUGCCUGGGGCUGGGGCAUCCAGGAUAACGUCAACAUAGGCGCCACGACGCUGCUCGCACUGCUUACCUGCCCGCUCGUCUGGGGUCUCUUCAUCUACACGCUCUACCUCGUGUACUGCGGCACCACAACCAACGAGACCCUCAAGUGGUCCGAGUGGAAAGAGGACAUGCAGGACGGCUACGCGUUCCGCCGCCCGAUGGCCCCCAACUCGCCUAAGAAUAAGAUGGUCGAGCCAACGUGCACGCGGUGGCCGGUCGAGACGGAGCAGGUCCUUGUCACCACGAUGGAUGGUGAGCCGCCCCGACAAGACGGCCGCAUACCGGGAGAAGGCCCGUGGGAGAAGGUGUGGAGUCUGAACCACGUUGAGAACUUGUACGACUUGGGAUUUUGGGACAACCUUCUUGAUGUCUUUGUGCCCAACUACAACUUCGGCAACAGGGGAGACGAGCUCAUUGUGGAACGGAGACGUCGCACUCAGUAGCAGUAA
Messenger RNA from Ilyonectria robusta, 1402 nucleotides. RefSeq names its product DHHC palmitoyltransferase-domain-containing protein. The transcript is spliced from 3 exons. Gene Ontology annotation, molecular function: protein-cysteine S-palmitoyltransferase activity. Lineage: Eukaryota; Fungi; Ascomycota; Sordariomycetes; Hypocreales; Nectriaceae. The coding region runs from base 167 to 1396 and encodes 409 amino acids. Gene Ontology annotation, cellular component: endoplasmic reticulum; Golgi apparatus. Gene Ontology annotation, biological process: peptidyl-L-cysteine S-palmitoylation; protein targeting to membrane. The record is from RefSeq and is a predicted model, not a curated record.